This is a messenger RNA of Trifolium pratense (red clover), 1982 nucleotides long. RefSeq names its product probable WRKY transcription factor 31. The transcript has 6 exons. Gene Ontology annotation, biological process: regulation of DNA-templated transcription. Gene Ontology annotation, molecular function: DNA-binding transcription factor activity; sequence-specific DNA binding. The record is from RefSeq and is a predicted model, not a curated record. Lineage: Eukaryota; Viridiplantae; Streptophyta; Magnoliopsida; Fabales; Fabaceae. The coding region runs from base 255 to 1739 and encodes 494 amino acids.
GAGCCAGUUGCAGCGGUAGAAGACUUGUGAGACUUGAUAUUUACCCACACAAAACAAACUCAACAAAAACAGUUUCUCUUAUUUUUCUCUCUCUUUGACUUCGUCACUCUCUUCUUCUUUCUUCUCCACGUCUCUCUCUCUCUAUUCUUCUUCUUUCUAUAUAUUCAUUAUUUCUUCAUUCAUUUUUCUACUACUAUUGCUUUAACUUCUUAUUCUUUUUUCUUCUUCUCUUUUAUAAUUAACAAGAUCCAUCGAUGUUAACAUUUCCGAUGAAUCUGAUGACUAAUUGGUCUGAUGAUAAUGAAAAUGAUAAUGAUGGUGAUCAACGGCGAAUUAAUCGUGUUAUUGUCGAUGAAGUCGAUUUCUUCUCGGAUAGAAAUGAUAAAUCAUCGUCGCCUGAUGAUGAUGUUUCCAUGAAGAUCAAUAAUGAAAUUUAUGAUCCUCAUUCCAAUCUCGCCGCUGACCAUGUCAACACUGGUUUACAACUCCUGAUUAGUAAUACCGGCAGUGAUCAAUCAAUGGUGGAAGAUGUAUCUUCAAUAAAUGCUGAAGAGAAGCGUGCCAAAACUGCUCAGGUGGAACAAUUGCAAGAGGAGCUUCGAUUUAAGAAUGAAGAGAACCAAAAGCUGAAGGAAAUGCUGAACACCAUGAGAAGUAGCCAUACAAACUUGCAAAUGCGUUAUGUCUCCUUGAUGCAACAGAAACAGAACCAAACAGAACAUGAUCAGGUUGUCCGAGGAAAAUCUGAGGAGAAAGGAGAUAGUGUGGUGGCUAGAAAGUUCACGAGUGGCACAGCAGAAGUAGAUGAUCAGCAAGUAUCAAACUCUUGUAAUUCAGAUGAAAAAACUCAAACAAGCACACCCCAGAACAAACGGAAAUUAGAGACUGAUCCAGACUCAUCAGAACUAGUACAAGCUUGGGAUCCAAUUAAGCGUCCCAUAUUAAACCCACCCAAUGCCGCUGAUCAAUCUGCUGCUGAAGCCACUAUGAGAAAAGCACGUGUCUCUGUCCGUGCCCGAUCAGAAGCCCACAUGAUCAAUGAUGGAUGCCAAUGGCGAAAAUAUGGACAAAAAAUGGCUAAGGGAAACCCUUGUCCUCGAGCAUAUUACAGAUGCACAAUGGCUAUGGGUUGCCCUGUUCGCAAACAAGUUCAGCGUUGUGCGGAGGACAGAACAAUUCUCAUAACAACAUAUGAAGGGACGCAUAGCCAUCCUCUGCCACCUGCCGCUGUGGCAAUGGCGUCGACCACUGCAGCAGCUGCUACCGUGUUACUAUCUGGUUCAAUGUCAAGUGCUGAUGGGGUGAUCAAUCCCAACAUACUAGCCAGAAUUCUUCCUAAUUGCUCUUCUAGCAUGGCCACACUCUCAGCAUCAGCACCAUUUCCUACUGUGACACUAGACCUUACACGGGACGCCACAGAUAAUAACCAAAAUUCUCAUUCCCAAUUUCAGCUUGGACAGCCUCAAAACUUUGGAUCAGGACAAUUGCCACAGGUAAUUGCACAAGCACUUUAUAACACAUCCAAAUUCUCUGGCCUUCAAUUGUCUCAGGAUGUUGGGGGAUCUUCCCAAUUGAAUCAUACUCAACAAGCAUCAUCACUCAGUGCUGCCAUCACUUCGGAUCCAAACUUCACCGCAGCACUCGCCGCGGCUAUCUCCUCCAUAAUUGGCGCUUCUCCUCCCAACAAUAACAACAACAAUAAUCCCAAUAUCAUCAACAGUACUACCUACAAUCAGUAGCAUUUUUCAGGAAACUAGUAGCUUUUUGGUUCAAUAGUUGAAUUUUGUUUUAGCCAUUAUAUUUUUAUUUUUUAAAAAAGAAAGUGGGAGAGGUAAAAUGAAUUUGUGGAUGUUCAUAUUACUUUUGCUCACUAUUGGUUUUAGAAUAGAACAUUCCAUUCUUUUCUUCGUUGUUUUAUCUUUGAUACUAGUUCCGAUAUUAUGUACCUAAAACUUAAUAAUUAGAAUUCAAUUUUUCCCCGA